CAUUGCAGUCAUUCAAAGUGAACAUAAAUAGCUCCUAAAUUGAAUUACAAUGCUGCCGCUGCGGUGCGUCGCUCGCACUCGAGUCGCGGCGUCCGGGGUGUGCGCGCGAUCCCAUAAUUAAUGACGAGUUUUGGUAGCAGACCUCCGCCAAGUUUCUAUGAGUGAUGAGGAUAAAUUAUAAAUAUCUAGCGUUAUCGAGCGCUCGCGUGCCGCUUUCUUGAUUUCGUUAGUGUAUUCGUAUUAGUGAUUAGUGCGUCCGCGCGCGUUGCCCGAGCGCGACAUGAGCUUGUGCGCGCAGUCGCAGGACGACUCCACUGUCGUACCGCCACUCAUCAUUAUCGAGGAACCCGACCCUCGGGACUGCUCGGUCCCUCCGCCCGAAGGAAAUGUGAAACUACGUAAUUAUAGGAUUGUUAACGAUAAUCUUCGUGCAUAUACAGCUAGCGGCGAUGUUCUUCCUUCGCCGACUAAAGGGAAGUUAGUGUCAAAAUUUGAUCUGUGGUCUUCAAUUUCUCCUCCACGAGAUAAGAUUUUAGAAUUGUUGCGACCCGAGGACCCCGGUAAAGACGCACUGGAAGCGAUCGUGCGAGCAGCGCCGAGGCGUGGCCUCGUGCGACCUUAUGAUGAGGAUACAAAACGCUUUCUUCAAAGGACUUUGGUGACACCAAGCCCUACCGGCUUACCUAUAACCUCUGAACCAGAACCUCGGUUGCCGAAACCGGAAGAAUCAGUUUCAGAAAGCAAACAAAAGACUGACGUGCAAAAUACAAAAAUAGAGAGAUCAUUAGCUGAUGAACUUAGAGAAGCAGAGGAAGAUGAGAGAUCUGGUGCUAAAAUUCGGCGAGAAUUGUUAAGAGAAUUCCGGAAAAGAGGGGGAGGUAUUAGAGAGGCGAUGGAAAGGGAUAGAUUAGGGAAACUUGCGCUUGCUGUUGAAGAAGAUGAGGACUACGAAGAUGGUGGGCUGUCAGCGGCUGCGCGACGGUUGGACGCUCUGCUGGUGGAGUCACGGAGCUUGCACGAAGAGCUUGCAGGCAUUCACGCGGACAUGCAGAUUCAGUGUGCGCGCGCAUGUCGUUGCACGGCGGCAGCACGUGCGCUCACGGCGGAGUCGCGUGCGCUGCGUUACCUGGACGACGUGGUGGCGCUGCUGCGCGGUGAUGUCACAGCCGCCCAACGAACCCGAGCCUGGCCCUUCGCCAUAGGCCGCAGACAGCCCGGCAGAAACUAUAUUGUGUGAAACAGUUAUAAGAUAGCAAGCGGUCAACAAUCCAUCGACGCACUGUGAUGCAAAAACAACGCAUAUUUAUACAUCGCUAAUUGUCACUUUAUAGUAAUAAUUAAUAAAGAAAAUUGAUUGUCAAACACACGCGCAAUCGCGACCGUGUUCAAAUUGAAAACCAUAUUCAAUUACGAACAUAGAAACAGUAGAAUUGUUAGCGUUAAUUUAGUUUUUAAUUAUUGCAUAGUCGACAGUAAUACCGACUCUAAUAAUGUAUAUUUAAGUAAAAUUCAAAACAAUACAUCAAUAUCAUAAGUAUUGUUUAUAAAAUAAAUAUUUCGCAAACGCAAUAAAAGCUAUGUCACAGGCGUUACAUUAAUUUCAUACAUACAAAUAUCUAUUGUAAUUUAUUAAGUAGUUUAUUUAUUUCGUACAAUUUUUCGUAAUUUAUUAUCUGUAAAUUUUGUUUCCUUUGUUUUAAUUAUCAAUAUUAAUCGUUAAUAAGAUAAUAUAUCAUUGAUAACAAAGAAAGCAAGAUAAUGCAAUUAUUAAAUGUGUCACAGAAUUAUAAUUUCAAACAAUAAUGCUUCAUGUACAUAGCGCCACGUCGCACCACCGUCAGCCAGCAGUACUGUUAUUUAUAUCAAGACUGUCGUAGCCUAAAUAAACCUCAAAUAACUGCAUAGUAAGUCGAAAUAAUCGUGCUCACCUCUCUUUUCACAUAUUGUCAAUCAACAAGGUUUAUAUUAAGCAAAAAUAAUAUAUGUUUUUAAAUCUUACCUAGAGACAACGGUAACUACAGACACAAGGGACAAAACGUCAUAGUUCUUAACGUUGGUGACGCAUUGGUAAUGUAAGGAAUGGUUAAUGUUUAUUCGUGGUGACCACUUACCUGUAGUAUAUAAUAUAAAAUAAACCUUAACUCGUCCAUGUGACACCUGGACGGCGUGAAUCUUUGUAAUUAUCUCACAACCAUCUGUAAUAUUUAAUUAAUUUAUACUAAUAUUAUAAAUAAGAAAGUAACUUCGUCUGUCUGUCACGCUCUUAUGAUUAAACCAUUGAACCGAUUUUUCAAGCUUGAGGAACAAGAAAAGGCGUAGGCUUACUUUGUUUUCUAACUGCUGCCCCCCUAUAAAACGCGAAAGCUAGAACAAUAUAAACUUACGGUCUUGCGCGUGCGGCUUAAGCACACUAUGCGUUAGCAUACCAACGUAUCUUUUAUGUAUAUUACUUAAGUCUUAUAUAUUACUAAUGUAGGGUGUCCAUUUGGAAAGUUGAUUUGCGCAAAUAACAAGUGAAAAAACUUUUAAUGUUGAUUGUGUAUCUUUUUAUAAGAAUGUGAAAACUUAAGUCGGAUUUGCAAAUAUAUAUUUUGUAUCUGUAUUUAAAACUCUUAAGA
Messenger RNA from Nymphalis io (European peacock), 2618 nucleotides. RefSeq lists its product as uncharacterized. NCBI's taxonomy places the organism in Eukaryota, Metazoa, Arthropoda, Insecta, Lepidoptera, Nymphalidae. The record is from RefSeq and is a predicted model, not a curated record. The transcript has 3 exons. The coding region runs from base 281 to 1237 and encodes 318 amino acids.